This is a messenger RNA of Megalobrama amblycephala (Wuchang bream), 1648 nucleotides long. RefSeq lists its product as uncharacterized. The record is from RefSeq and is a predicted model, not a curated record. NCBI's taxonomy places the organism in Eukaryota, Metazoa, Chordata, Actinopteri, Cypriniformes, Xenocyprididae. The transcript has 4 exons. Bases 247 to 966 code for a protein of 239 amino acids.
UUCAUGUUCUCAGGCUGCUGGCAUUUGAAGACAGAUUACUUUACAGAAACAGAAGAUAUUUCCUGCUCUAAUCAUGGAGGCAGCAAAUCUUUUAUGUGAUUCACUCUUCCGCUGGAUAGAGAACCGAAAGGAAUGUGCAGAUAAGCUGUUGGAACUGGCGCAAGAGCUUGGCGCUUUAUUUGCCAAGCUCUGAGCCUCGUUCGUUCCCCUGUGAUCACAAGUAGCCUGAAGGUAUCUGCCGAAGAAAUGGUGGAGAACAUUGGACGCAUUGGCAUUAAAGCAGGAUCAAGGGUUCUGGGUGCGAUUGGUUUAGGCAUGUGUCUGUAUGACCUGAUUGUGAAGAGUGAAGAAUUAGUAAAGGGCAAUCGAGUCACGGAGGCCAGCAAGUUCCUACGGGAUUCAGCCAGGGAAAUACUGGAAGGCCGACAAAAGCUAAAGGAACAGCUGGAUGCAAUGCACGAAAUCAUCCAAAAAUUGUUCCAACUGAAGAACCUCAUCAAGAACUUGGGGGGAUAUUCUCUCAGCAUGAAUCAAAAUGAACGGACCAUAAUGGAUUAUAUCAUGGGAACAUGUACAGACAGCACAGUUGUCUCCUGGCUUCAGAGAGAAAUUAAUCAGAUUCAAUUUGUGAAUCUAAUACGAUUUUUUAUGGAGAGGUUGGGACCCUAUCUUCCGAAAUCAAGAGAGGAUGGUGCAAGUCACACACACAUUGUGUUUGUAGGUCAUGGCACACUUGCCGACCAGUUUAUGCCAGCAGGUGGCCUGGUGCCUUUACCCAGCAUCACAGACACCAUUCUUUACUCUCCGUGGAACUGCAGCAUUGAUGCCUGUGCUGCAUCUGCAAUUGCUCAUGGGUUAAUUCAAGUGACAAACAGGACGUUUUACAAUACGACUGACAAUAUGGAUUAUUGUGAGCCGGACCCUUUGCCAGAUCCCAGUGAUCCUUCUAUCCCCUGUGACCCCUGAAGAAAGUGCAUGGACUCUUUUCCAGGAUCUUGGGAUGAAUAGAAUGGAAAUAGAUGGCCGUGUUAUUAUUCCAUGUGUUGUCCCACGAGAUCAGGUAAAUGCAUUUGGAAAGAUCCCCCUGUUCAUAUUCAUAUUUGCAGCAUCAGUUAUACUAAUGAUCCAUGGGAAAACAGCUACUGUGCACCUGGCUGCUUGUUUGGACCGUGCAGAAAGUCCACAAAGGCGAGAAGAGUGGCGAAGACAGUAUGCCUACACAAGUGAUGGAACUGUUAUGACUGUGAACAUGGAUAAUAGGAACUUGAAUGUGAACUUAUUCAGAGCCUUUAGAUUAUUGUUUGACAGAAACCAUAGAUAAAUCAUCUGGGCAACAUCUAUAUGAGCGACCCAGAGUGAGGCAAUUUAGACCAGCCCAAUUUUUCAUGUUGGAAGAAGUUAGAUAAAAUAAGUGACAGUUUAGGUCUCUCUAUCCCAUCAUAUUUACUACCGACAUGUUUCAAAUGCAACAUAAAUGAAAAUAAAUGAAAUGUUUUUACCCAACUGUCUUUUCUAUAUUUCAAUGCAAAAAUAAAACAAAUGUUUUCAGACACCUACUUCUGAAGAAUGGAGGAAAAUAGCACAUGAAUUUGAUGUGAAGUGGCAAUUUCCUGAUUGCAUUGGAGCAAUUGAUGGACAAACGUCUUCA